GUGUUUUCUUUAGAAAGCACACAGAGAGCCAGGCCAAGAAGUUGGGCCUGUCUGGCUGGGUGAAGAACACAAGUUCCGGCACCGUUGUCGGGGUCAUCGAGGGUCCUGAGGACAAGGUGGCCAUCAUGAAGAAGUGGCUACAGGAAACAGGAAGUCCAAAAUCGCAUAUCGAGAAGUGUGUCUUCAAAGAUGAGAAAAGAGUUGGCGAAAAAUCUUUUCCAGGCUUUUCUGUGAGAAAAGAGAAAUACUGA
Molecule: messenger RNA, 251 nt
Organism: Candidula unifasciata
Lineage: Eukaryota; Metazoa; Mollusca; Gastropoda; Stylommatophora; Geomitridae
Source: the annotation of a GenBank genome assembly